Monopterus albus (swamp eel) is the source of this 2017-nucleotide messenger RNA. It is a transcript of the gene acadsb, whose product is annotated as acyl-CoA dehydrogenase short/branched chain. The coding region runs from base 86 to 1384 and encodes 432 amino acids. Gene Ontology annotation, cellular component: mitochondrion. NCBI's taxonomy places the organism in Eukaryota, Metazoa, Chordata, Actinopteri, Synbranchiformes, Synbranchidae. The transcript has 11 exons. The record is from RefSeq and is a predicted model, not a curated record. Gene Ontology annotation, molecular function: acyl-CoA dehydrogenase activity; flavin adenine dinucleotide binding.
CAAUGAUUUUUUUUACGGGAGCCAUUGAAGGCAGCAGCACUCUCCUUGUGGCACAUGACCGUAUGUAAACAUUUCGGAAUGAAUCAUGGCUGCUCCGUUGGUUAGGAUUUUUUCAAAGUCUUGCAAACAGAUCUCUCGACCAUGGGGGGCAUAUCAUGCUGGAUGGAGGAGUACGUCUACCAGAUCUGCCCCAGAUGUGGCUGCAGACCGGGCAGCUGGGGUGGUCUCCUUUCCUCCACUUCAGACAUUUUCAGAAGAGGAGAACAUGAUGAGAGAGGCAGUGAAAAAAUAUGCACAAGAACGCAUUGCUCCGGUUGUGUCAAAGAUGGAUGAAAAUUCUACCAUGGACAAGGAAGUGAUUGAAUCUCUCUUUGAGCAGGGUCUCAUGGGCAUUGAGAUUGACCCAGAAUAUGGCGGCACUGGCUCUUCGUUCUUCUCCUCCAUUUUGGUCAUUGAGGAGCUGGCAAAGGUGGAUCCAUCUGUUGCUGUGCUCUGUGACAUCCAGAACACGCUGAUCAAUACGCUGUUUGCCAAACUGGGUACUCCAGCUCAGAAAGAGCAGUACCUCAGCCGCCUGUCAACUGAUAUGAUUGGAAGCUUCUGCCUCUCUGAAGCUCAGUCAGGAAGUGAUGCCUUUGCUCUGAAGACACGUGCUGAAAAACAUAAGGACUAUUACAUCAUCAACGGAUCCAAGAUGUGGAUCAGUAAUGCAGAGCAAGCAGGUGUAUUCCUGGUGAUGGCCAAUGCGGAUCCCGCUGCUGGAUACAGAGGCAUCACCUGCUUCAUUGUGGACCGGGACACUGAGGGGCUUCAGAUUUGCAAGAAGGAGAACAAGCUCGGCCUGCGUGCAUCCUCCACCUGCCCGCUCAACUUUGACAAUGUCAAGGUACCGGACAAGAACAUUUUGGGACAGGUCGGCCAUGGGUACAAGAAUGCCAUUGGAAUGUUGAAUGGGGGCAGGAUUGGCAUAGCUGCUCAGAUGCUUGGGCUGGCACAGGGUUGCUUUGACCACACUAUUCCUUACACCAGACAGAGGGUGCAGUUUGGAAAACGCAUCUUUGACUUCCAGGGCAUGCAGCACCAAAUAGCCCAUGUAGCAACACAGAUUGAAGCAGCUCGGCUGCUGACGUACAACGCAGCUCGUCUGAAGGAAGCUGGGAGGCCUUUCAUUAAAGAGGCCUCCAUGGCUAAAUACUUUGCUUCAGAGGUUGCAACCUUGACCACCUCCAAGUGUAUUGAAUGGAUGGGCGGUGUGGGCUUCACCAAAGACUACCCCAUGGAGAAAUAUUAUAGAGACUGUAAAAUUGGUACCAUUUAUGAGGGCACAACAAAUAUCCAGCUGUCCACAGUUGCCAAGUUCAUUGAUAAGGAGUAUGAGCACUAAAACCAUCUGAUAGAUUGCACUUUGCUAUGUUACACUCCAUUUUUUUCCUCAAAUGACUGAUUAUUGCAGAAUAAUUGAUGUAGCAGUAAUGUUAGGCUGUAGACCUCAGUUUUGUUGCUAUAUCACCAACUUGUACUUUUAUAAAGUAGUCGCCCCAACUGUUGUUACUGCUGUUGCUGGUUCCAGUUCCCCAUCUUUAGGGUUAAAUUUGCUCUGGCAAACUCAUGCUUUUUUAAAUUUCCCAUUCACUUUCUGUCACUUUUUCAAACCACCAGGAACAAGACAGUGUUUGUCUGUAGAGACCUUCACCAUUUCCCUUUUGUUCAUUCUGCUUAUUGAGUUGUGUUGAUAGAUUAUGUCAGAAGUUCAUCUGUAUGUUGCAGUAUGAAAAUGAAUCUUUGAAAAGUAUUGAUCGGGAUUUUCUUUGAAUGUUUCAGUGCCUUCAGAAGGUCUGCUGUGACUGAGAGCAGUAACGUGUGUUUCCUCUGCACUCACAUAAAGUAUAAGCUCCAUAAACACUGUACAUUUCCUUGUUGGCAAAAUGAGGAAGUGACUUCACAUCAUGAAAAUAAAUCAUCUGUAAAGAGUAAUCUAACAUAAUUAACAAAAUCAAUAAAUGUGAAGUAGACUGGA